Molecule: messenger RNA, 574 nt
Organism: Aplosporella prunicola CBS 121167
Lineage: Eukaryota; Fungi; Ascomycota; Dothideomycetes; Botryosphaeriales; Aplosporellaceae
Exons: 1
Coding region: 70-381 (103 amino acids)
Source: RefSeq, a predicted model, not a curated record
ACGGCAUCCUGCGGCUUAUUCGAGACUGAAAACUCAUGACUGGAGUGAAGCGGACAGAGUGACUGCCAGAUGAGCAGGAACACUCACGUGUUGCAGUGUCCUUUGCAGAAACAGGAAGGAACAACCAACAGCUACCCCUCGGCCCUUCGCUGCCAUUGGCUUGGUGACGUGAGUGAAGUUUACCCCCGCACCAAAGUCACUCUGGUCCUUGACAUUGGCAUAUCGAUGUGGUUCGUGAUUUGUGAUCUUGAUACUUUGAUGACACUUUGCCUUUACCGUUAUGUCGUGCUUCUAUUGUAUAUUUCCUUGAUCCUUUAUAGGAAGUUUCGGCAUUUCAUUUUUGUUCUGCCUAGACAGCAACCGCCGAAGCCGUUGGACUGAUCCGUGUCUACCGAGAAUGCAGAACUGGUUAGCACGCAUCGUUGCCGCACCAGUGCCCACAUAUAAUGGGCAGGAAGAGACAUUGCCGUUUCAACCUAGACGUAAGCACAGCUACACAGCCCGCCCAAGGCCACGCCUGAGACGGUAGAAAAACACCAUCUCAACCCUCAGCAUCUGCCAAAUAACAAAAAGA